UCCCCUUCCCCGUUGCCGCCCGCGGCCCGCGCUCUCCAGUCUCCCCAGUCGCCCGUCGCUCGCGCCGCCGCUCCCCUCCCCAGCCGCGACGACGGUUGCGUCGCCGCCGUCCUCCCCAGCUGCGAGCGCUGCCACCGCCCUCCCCAGUCCCACCGCUGCCCUCCCCAGGCGUGAGACGGAGAUUCAACACCCGCGACCGCGACGCCGUGGCUCUGGCAGGCUGGCUUCGUACUAGCGGCUCGCCUCGCCUCGCUCUGCGCCGUCACCGCGCACUAUCCUCCGCUCUCUGUGCGCCGUGCUGCUGUGCCCCGUCUUCUGCUCCGGGACCCGGUCGCCCGCCGUGCCCCGCUCCCCGCUCUGCCCGGCUCGACGUUCUAGGGAUUCAGCCGCUUCUCACCUCUGGAAAGGCAGAGUAGCGGACAUCCCUUUGCAGACUGUAGCACCUCCUCGUCUCGUCUUAUUCAGUGUAAACUUUGCUAGGACUACCCUGGGUCAAAAUCCUGGUUCUGUCUCUGGUGUGAGCAGCGCCUCCCUUUUCUUGGUACCUUCAUCAGCGACGACCAUCCUCCUGGAGUCAAUUUUGAAGUAACAAAGAUUUGGAACCCAGCUCUCUGUUCUCCACCAGCGCUUCGAAGAUGCCGCAGGUAAUGGUGGUGGCACGGAACUUCAUGGAUAUGGUGGCUGCUCUUCCUGCGGGCAAGCUUGAUAUGCUCUAUGACUCAGCCUUUAUCUGUGAGGCAGUACUCAGGUCACUUCCCCCACUGGCAAAGAAGUAUGCACUGCAGAUGUUGUAUGUGUUGGCACCGGUGACCGCUGCAGCAAUGGAAGAGUGGGUGCUCAAUGAAUAUGCUGCCAAGCACAAGGUUGCCAUUGAUAAGCUUCUCCAACUCAGGGUCUUUGUCGAAGUGCGCGACAGGCGACGGGACGUGAGCUACAAGAUGAAUCAGAAGUUCCAGGGAAACAUGCAGAAGUAUUUGGUUGAUGGUGGAAGUUUACCAAGGGAACCUUUACCAUUAAGUGUCACUGGUCGAUUGCCCACUCCAGCAGAUCUGGAAGCCUAUGCUCUUGAUCAAUGGGAGUGCUUCUUGUUGCAAUUGAUCAAUUCAUCCCAAGUCGAAAAAGGGACAAGUUUUAGCUCCUCCAUGAUGAAGACAUUUCAGCGUGGUCUUCUGAGUUCAAGGGACGGUGAAGCUUCAAAGUUGACUGAGAAUGGCUUCCAAUUUCUUCUGAUGGAAACGAAUGCACAACUUUGGUACAUAAUGAGAGAAUACAUUUCAUCUGCAGAGGAACGUGGAGUGGACCCUACGGAACUGAUAUCAUUUCUCUUGGAACUUAGCUUUCAUAAAUUGGGAGCGGCUUAUAGCUUGAAUACUCUGACUGAUGUCCAAAGGAUUGCCAUCAGGGAUCUUGCAGAAUUGGGACUAGUCAAACAGCAGCAGGGUCGAACAGAUCGCUGGUUCAUUCCUACCCAACUGGCUACUAAUCUCUCAGCAAGUUUGUCAGAUUCAUCAUCUAACAAAGAGGGAUUUGUGGUUGUGGAGACAAACUUUCGAAUGUAUGCAUACUCUACUUCCAAACUGCACUGUGAAAUUCUACGCCUUUUUUCAAGGGUGGAGUAUCAACUUCCAAACCUCAUCGUAGGAGCUGUUACAAAAGAAAGUAUCUAUGGUGCUUUUGAGAAUGGAAUAACUGCUGAGCAGAUAAUUUCAUUUCUUAGACAAAAUGCUCACCCUCGUGUUGCUGACAAGAUACCCACUGUCCCGGAGAAUGUCACAGAUCAGAUUAGGCUGUGGGAAACUGACCGCAACAGGGUUGAGAUGAUUCCAUCACAUCUGUACGAAGAUUUUCCUAGCAAGGAAUGGUUUGAACAAUGCUGUGAUUAUGCAAGGGAUAAUGGGUACUUGCUCUGGGAGGACUCUAAGAGAAUGAGACUGAUUGUACGAGGGGAGUUCCACCCUGAAAUGAGGGAGUUCCUCCGCAGGCAAAGAUGAAAAAAGACCUUGUAAUAUUUUUUUUUUGUUUAGCUACCCACAUAAUGUGUUGACAUAUCAUCUGACAUCUUUACUACAGCUGCUAAAAUGUAUAUGAUGCAGAAAAUUCACAAUUAUCUUUAAAGUGACGGUAGUGUCAGUUUGGUAACAAAUUUCAAGAGGGGAUAAGGAAGAUUUCAAGUUUGGGUGCUAAAUUAGGAACAGCUAAUUUUCUUGGUGUCAAAUAAGUAAUUUUCUUUA
Molecule: messenger RNA, 2231 nt
Organism: Sorghum bicolor (sorghum)
Lineage: Eukaryota; Viridiplantae; Streptophyta; Magnoliopsida; Poales; Poaceae
Product: RNA polymerase II transcription factor B subunit 2
Exons: 17
Coding region: 636-1991 (451 amino acids)
Biological process (GO): nucleotide-excision repair
Cellular component (GO): transcription factor TFIIH holo complex; transcription factor TFIIH core complex
Molecular function (GO): ATPase activator activity; double-stranded DNA binding
Source: RefSeq, a predicted model, not a curated record